Messenger RNA from Fusarium verticillioides 7600, 1251 nucleotides. RefSeq lists its product as hypothetical. Bases 1 to 1251 code for a protein of 416 amino acids. The transcript has a single exon. The record is from RefSeq and is a predicted model, not a curated record. NCBI's taxonomy places the organism in Eukaryota, Fungi, Ascomycota, Sordariomycetes, Hypocreales, Nectriaceae.
AUGUUGAAGGAUGGGACAUUACCCGCUCAUAUCCACGUCGGGGGUACCGACUGUAUUAUCAGCAAAGGUCGAGAGCCAAACCAUAACUUAGCGACAAAGACAUCGGUCAAGCAGAGGACCGAACUUCAGGAAGGCAAAUCAAAGAAGGAAGUGCCAGUCGAAACCUUCAAGCUCAUGAUCCACUACGCUUUUCAAACAGUCGGCCUCGACUCUGCUAAAUACCCUGUUGUCUUUAACAUGGCUGUUAAGUACAUCAGUAGCACGAACUUCUUUCAGGCCAAUAUAUUUUCUAGCUGGGGAGCCCAGAAGCGUAUUACCACAGAGGCAGACCUCCUUCGCGCUACAAGUUUCCGGUACCCUCACUAUGUCCUGACGAUGGCGCCUGACUUGAUCCUCUGCCUUAUUGCGGCGAUUCACUUGAGAGCUGAGGUCUACGGGGAGCCGACUGGUCGGGCGAUCACGAUCAUCGGCGAGUUUCAUGUUUUCAGCCACUUGCGGUCCACGAUCGAGCUGGGCGAAACCAUCUCUUGGGACAAGGGAUCGCGAGGUCAGCUCCUCAUUCUUGGUCGAAGAGGCGAAUAUGAUCCAUUGCCAGCCGAUCUGCCUGUCCUCAAGUCUAGCAAGGGACAGACCAAAAAGCGCAAGAAGAUCCCUCAGGUCGUUCCCGAGCCGCACCCAGCAAACGUCAUUAACAUCGAACAAGCAUCAAUCGAUUUCAUGCAGCCAUAUCCUUUCCGACCGACUCUCCAAUCUACGCCAAUCACAAAGGUAAUUACAGCAGAAGAAUGGGAUGGACGAAAUGCCCAUUGGCUGGAUAAACUGAUGGACCCCGAGAGCACAAAAGAUAAUCUUGGGCCGACCAUCGAGGAGGAGGUCACGGAAGAGAUUUUCCCGCUUAUUUCCAAGGCUCGCCGCAAUAUUCUUUACCGAUGGGCAAAGUCAGAAGACUUUAGCCUCGACUUGAGAUUACUCAAGGCCCCUGUCCUCUCACAGGUAGAGGUGCGCGAUAACACAAACCGAGGGAUCCUCGAUAUAGAGACCGAUUCAACCCGUCGAUCAAUCCGGGCCAUCGAGACCGCGGCUUUAAGCCUGCCAAAGGCUUGCCAGAAAACAGCUACUCUAAUUAAGCAACAUACAGACCGACUGUUUGCUUGCCGAGACCAAGAGAUAGACAACCAGACUCUCAUGGCACAGAGCGUAGCCAAGGGGCGAGAGUCUUUGUCUGUCACUACGGCAGAGAUCGCAGACUGA